GUGCGUCUAUCUAAUUUUGUGGCAACUGUCAAUAAUUUUAUUUGUAUAGAAAUAAAAUCUUGAAAGAUAAAAUAGAAUUUUGCCACAAAAAUAAAAUAAGUCGAGUUAUGCAAUAAUAUGAGAGAAAAUGUGUCUUUGAAACCUCAAUUUGUAUUGUGUAUAAAGUAAAUGCAGAAAAGAAUUUGCACACAUUCGUAACAUUUAGGUUAUUUUUCAUAUUAACAAUUUUUGCAUUUACAAACAUGAAGUUAAUAAAACAAAUAUUAUGUGCGCCAAAAACUGCGUGGCUUCAAUAUUACAAACGAACUUAUGCCAGCAGAAAUAUUUUGAAACUCAGUGAACGCGGGAUGUAUCAAGACAUGUUUCCUAGCACAGCCGGAACUGAAAUACUAGACUUAUUAAAUAAAGCCCCACAAUGUGUCUAUGCUGGCUUUGAUCCUACAGCAAAUAGUCUUCAUGUCGGCAACCUGCUUGUUAUCAUAAACCUUUUGCAUUGGCAAAGGGGAGGACAUGAUGUCAUUGCUUUGUUAGGUGGAGCUACAGGGUACAUUGGUGACCCAAGUGGAAGGAGCACAGACCGCAUAGCCUUACAUAGUGAUGUAAUACAAGAAAAUGUUAAUUGUAUCAAGAACAAUUUGGAGACAGUGUUUGAAAACCAUAAGAAGUAUAUCUGGAUGAAAGAUGAAAGUAAACUUAAACCUAUAAAGGUAGUCAAUAAUGAAUCUUGGUACAGAGAUAUAGACUCCAUACAAUUUGUAAGUGAAAUAGGUAGAAACUUCCGCAUGGGCACCAUGUUGUUAAAACAGAGUGUUCAGUCUAGAAUAAAUUCAGAAAUCGGAAUGAGUUUCACUGAAUUUGCAUACCAGAUAUUUCAAUCAUAUGACUGGUUACAUUUAUUGAAGGAGUAUAACUGCAGAUUUCAGGUAGGUGGCAGUGAUCAAAUGGGCAAUAUAAGUGCUGGACAUGAAUUAAUUAGCAGAACUACAAAGAAAAGUGUUUAUGGCCUCACACUACCUCUUGUGACAACAGAAGAAGGCGACAAAUUUGGGAAAUCAGCUGGCAAUGCCGUAUGGUUAGAUGCAAAGAAAACUAGCCCUUACGGUUUGUACCAGUUCUUCAUCAGGACAAAGGAUUCAGAGGUCGAGAAUCUGCUGAAAUUGUUUACAUUCUACAGUGUGGGGGAAAUACAGGACAUUAUGUAUAAACAUAAGCAGCACCCUGAACAAAGAUAUCCGCAGACUUGUUUAGCUGACCAACUUACAAUGCUAGUACAUGGAAAAGAGGGAUUAGAACGAGCAAUGAAAGCAACUGAAGCCAUUUAUAGCAAAGACGUGAAAUCUCUCGUAUCGCUUAGCAGUACAGAAUUGGAGCAGAUAUUUGAGAACGCGACUGUUACGAACCUACUUUUAUCUCCUGGCAUAACAGUUUUGGAACUCGGCAUGAAGGCGAAAUGCUUUCCUACUGAGAGUGACGCAAUGCGGAUCAUCCAAGCCGGCGGUUUCUACAUCAACCACCAGAAAGUAAAGAAGAUCGACGAAGUUAUCACACAGUCGGCUCAUAUACUUCCUAACUUAUUAUCCUUACUUAGAGUUGGCAAACGAAACUACUACAUUGUUAAAUGGCAGACGUAAUAUAGAGAUAUUUAUUGAUAUUUGUUGUUUUAUUGUACUUAUUUU
This is a messenger RNA of Spodoptera exigua (beet armyworm), 1676 nucleotides long. The record is from the annotation of a GenBank genome assembly. Lineage: Eukaryota; Metazoa; Arthropoda; Insecta; Lepidoptera; Noctuidae.